AUGGCUAGUGCUGGCUCGCGAGGAGAGGACAGCCACCUCCGCUCCGUCGCCCUUGGCCUUAUCACCGACUUGUGUGCUGCGUAUCGCUCUACCUACGCCGCGCUCCAUCCUAACCUGCUACGGGCCUCUAGAGCCUUCCCGGAGUUGGAGGAUCUCCAGGAGGACACCCCUGACCCUCAGACGGAGGCCUCUGAUCUCGAGCAGGCUGCCCUGCCAGGACCCUGCCUGGGCGUUGGGGGGCCGCUGGACAGUUUUCGCUCUAAGGCUGCUGCCCGUAUAAGAGAGUUGGAGAUGCAGAUCGGCGUCAUGGCUGAGAAGCAUAAGGAGAGGGAAGAUUCGUUGGAGUCAGCGAUACGGGAUCUGGAGGCUAAGGUGGACAAGGCUGCGGUAGGUGGUCAACUUCAGAGAGGCACCGAGACAUCUCCUGUCUCUAAGUUGGCCCUGCCCGUUAGUGCAUCAGCCCGUGCGGCGGCCCCGCGGAAGCAGGAGAGCAGCGGCAGCCGCAAGUCGGUGCCAACGAGGAGCCCUCGAGUAGUGGGGGAUCCUCCCACGAAAGAGAUCACCAGAUCCACCAAAUCUCUUACGGAAGAUGAUGGUGCCUUGAAGAGCGCGCGGCACAAGGGGGCCGUCCUGGUUCUGGAGGGAGCUGCGGCUGAAGAGUGCUCCAAUUUGGUGAAGGCAUUCGCCAAGCCGAUGGAAGUUAUGUAUCUGCAGUGUUGCCAUCAGAGUGUCAGUCGAUCGUCUCUCAAGCAUCCCCGUCAUAGUUCCUCUCGAGGGCACCAGGACACAUCGCCAGCAAUAGCACUCCUGAACCUCCUCACGUUCUUGCGUGAUGCGAAGAUCAUACCUCACAUAACGCCUCGAGCUGUGGCUGAGGAGUUCAUAUCGAGUAUGGAGCACCCAAUACGGCUGCCUCAAGCCAUAGAGCUCAUCGCCCAAUGCGCCUUCUAUGGCGUGGACCCGCUGGAGUGCAGACCAUGGUCACAAUGGGGUGUCCUCGUUCCUUUGCCGGAGCAUCAGGAAGCACGGCAGUUGCAGAGUAUGCUGCAACACCUUAUGAAUCUGGCGACCCUGCCUGGGGGGGCUAGAGGGGCGAGCGAUAAGAUGAGCAUGAGCUCAGACGAGUGGGCCGCGGCGGUCCGCAAACUGGUCCGCCGUUAUGUACGAUCGGCUAUUGAGUCGUUUGAUCCGAGCAGUAGAGAGCUGUCGGACGAGCCCAUGAUCCCUCCUGGCUUUGCCUUGUCGCCUGAUGGUAAAUCUAUAUAUGUUGCGGACAAGUCGUGGAACCGAGAAGGAAGGACUGCCUCCCGGAAACAGCAGCAGCAAACGGCAGAGUCCAGACAACCGGUGCAUACGGAGUUGCUGUACAACAUGGCCUCGGCAUCCUCCGAUGCUAGUCUUGACUCGUCCUCGGGGGGCCAACGGCUCCAUAGUAGCGGUAAAACAAAGGGACAUUCUGGAAAGCAUCGGGCGGGGAGUGUACUGAGCCUUGCUGGGGGCUUGGCCGCACCUACGAAGACGCUACCGGAAGAGGCCGACAAAUUUCUGCUUAGUCACGACCGAGCGCAGAGAGUCCUCGGAGAGACCUGGCUGAAUAGGGCUACUCAGACGAUACAUAAGCAUUUCCUGCAAACACAAUCUGGUGAUGUGGACGCAUGUGCUGGGCUUCGGCUACCAGCCUUUACCAAGUGCCUCACUGGCUUCCUCAAGCUCCUGCCUGAUGUUAGUAGUGCGAAGUUGCUCUUUCGUAGAGUGGCUGGGGCGGGCUCCCAGGAGGUGGACGUUGGAGGCCUCGGACGGGCAGUCCUGGCAUCGGCCUGCGUCACACCAUACGGUCAGGCUGCUAUCAAGGAGUGGCCCUCGGCCUUGCAGCUCAUGGAUGAGCAUCCUGAUGUUCUGCUGGAUGUAGGGGUGCAGGCCCUCUACCAGCGCGAUUUCAAGGACCUCGCUGCCUUGAGGUCCAGACUGCAUCAUUUCAGUGCGGGCUCAUUGCCACAGCAGACACCGGACCAGAUGAGGUGCCGUUUGGGGUUUUUGAGGGUUGUUGCUGAAGGUGGUCGUUGCAGGAAGGAUGUGGCUGAGCUCCAAGGAGUAGUGGUACGCUCCGGAGCCGUGCCCAUGAGCAUGCCGAUGGAUGAAAGUGAAGGGGGCAAUGACGACUCGAAGACGUCUAUAGCCGAGCCGACCAACCCAGCAGUCGCUAAUACACCGAAAGUGGAGGAGGCCACCGAGGGCUCCCAGCCAGCAAAGGAGGAUGUCCAGACUGGUCCUCCGCCCCAGACUGAGAGUCAACUUGUUGAGGGUGAGUUAGCUGAUGAAGCUAAGGUUGAGGGACCCGUCCCAGCGAGUCCGGAGGCGAACAACGAGGAUGCCGCGGAGGUCAAUAGCCCUGAUUCGUUGAAUGAAGACCAGCAGGGGAAAGGCAGAGGAUCGGGAUUGCCCGAGUCCGUUAGUGUUGUCGAGCAGUCCUCAGCUGAAGUCCUUGGCGAAACAGCAGGUGAGAGCGAAGAGGCUCAAGUUUCCAAUGCUGAGGGCGCUGAGGAUAACCUCGCUGGAGACCCAUCGCCGUGA
This is a messenger RNA of Perkinsus marinus ATCC 50983, 2571 nucleotides long. RefSeq lists its product as hypothetical. NCBI's taxonomy places the organism in Eukaryota, Perkinsozoa, Perkinsida, Perkinsidae. The transcript is spliced from 18 exons. Bases 1 to 2571 code for a protein of 856 amino acids. The record is from RefSeq and is a predicted model, not a curated record.